Messenger RNA from Sebastes umbrosus (honeycomb rockfish), 2031 nucleotides. It is a transcript of the gene bcat1, whose product is annotated as branched chain amino-acid transaminase 1, cytosolic. Gene Ontology annotation, cellular component: mitochondrion. Gene Ontology annotation, biological process: L-valine biosynthetic process; L-leucine biosynthetic process. The coding region runs from base 275 to 1378 and encodes 367 amino acids. Gene Ontology annotation, molecular function: branched-chain-amino-acid:2-oxoglutarate transaminase activity. NCBI's taxonomy places the organism in Eukaryota, Metazoa, Chordata, Actinopteri, Perciformes, Sebastidae. The transcript is spliced from 11 exons. The record is from RefSeq and is a predicted model, not a curated record.
AUUCAUUUCUAUUAUUUCAUUAGUGAUAAAAUAAAAUAUACACAAGAACUCCCAUCGUUGUACAGGGAUAAUGAUAUUGAGCCACUGACGUCGCAGUUCAGAGUCACCAUAGGGCGUUAAUUCAUAGUAUUCAGUCACGUGGAAACAUGAAUUGGAUGUAUGUUUGGUGUAGUAAGCGGUGCAACAGGUUAAGUUUCUUUCUCAAAACAGCAACAUCUCAUCCACACGUCUCUCCUGCUCUGAAGGGAAGCAGUUUCAUUUCCACUCCAUUGCAAUGGCUGACGACAGACUUCCAAGCUUUAAGGCAGCUGACCUGGUUAUCGAGCUGUCCCCCACUCUAAAGAUCAAACCGGACGAGGUUCCCUUCGGGACUGUCUUCUCUGACCACAUGCUGACCAUAGAGUGGAGUAAGAGCGAGGGCUGGCAGGCUCCGCACAUCAAGCCCUUUGGGAACCUGUCACUCCACCCGGCCAGUUCGUCACUACACUACGGCAUACAGCUGUUUGAAGGGUUGAAGGUGUACCGUGGGGAUGACAACCAACUGCGUCUCUUCAGACCGAUGCUCAACAUGAACCGCAUGUCCAACUCUGCCAAGAGAGCUUGUCUGCCGGCUUUCGACCAGUCAGAGCUUCUAGAGUGCAUCAAGCGACUAUUAGAGAUUGACCAGAGCUGGAUUCCUCACUCAAAGUCGCUCGAUCUGUACAUCAGGCCAACGUUUAUUGGCACUGGGCACUAUCUGGGUAUAAAGAAGCCUGUCAAUGCCUUGCUGUAUGUGAUCUUGACUCAAAUGGGCACUUACUUCGAGUUUGGUUCAGAGGGCAUGUCCUUGUGGGCUGACCCAAAGUACACGCGUGCCUGGAAAGGAGGAACUGGAAACCACAAGUUGGGCGGGAACUACGGAUGCUCUUUGGCCGCCCAGUACGAAGCAGAGGAUUAUGGGUGUCUGCAGGUGCUGUGGCUGUACGGAGAGGACCACCAGAUCACUGAGGCAGGCACCAUGAACAUCUUCAUGCGCUGGAUCAAUGAGGAUGGAGAGGAAGAACUUGCAACUCCAUCUCUGGACGGCCUCAUACUCCCAGGUGUAACCCGACAGAGCAUCCUGGACCUAGCCAGGAAAUGGGGUGAGUUUAAGGUGACAGAGCGCCACCUGACCAUGAGCCAGCUGUGCUCGGCUCUGAAGCAGCAGCGGGUCAAGCAGAUAUUUGGCUGCGGUACCGCCAGCUUGAUCUGUCCCAUUGGACGCAUUGUUUACCAGGGAGAGAACUUGCACAUCCCCUGUCAGGAUACACAGUUGACUUCACGGAUAGUAAAGGAACUCAAGGAUAUACAGUAUGGACGCACGCCCAGCGACUGGACCAUGCCGGUGGUAGAUCAGUGAAGCCUGGAACACACACAUGCACAAUGACCAGUGUGUGACUACUGUGCAUGUAUAUAAAUAAAAGAACAAUCUAUAACAGUGAAAUAUUUGUAGUUUAACUGCAAUAUGCUGGAGUGUGUCUUCCCACUUUACCCCCUUUUAAGCUUUAAUUAAUGACAAACACACAACUGUCCAAAAUAAUUAACAAAAGUGGGCUAAUGUCUCAUGCAAUACUGCACAAUAAUUUACAGUAAACCAGCCACCGUGACUUAUUCUGCUGCGUUCCAACCAACAUUCAGGAUACCGCUGUGGCUGGGAAUGAACAUAUAUAUACUGUAUAUAUACAUACAUAUAGAUAUAUGUAACAUAUAUUCCAUAUCACUUUUGUAAGAGUUGCAAAGCAUCUACAAGAUUUAACUAAUUUACCUACUUCAUAUAUAAUCUUCAUAUGAGUAUGGCAUGAAAACAUUCAUUUAAAAAAUGUCUCAAAGUUUUGCACUAAACUACAGAUUAGAAACGGAGCUCCCAUAUGAACACUGUAAUGUUUUAUGAUGAUUAAUUUAUAAUGUAUUUUACCCUGAAAUUAAAUUAAAAAAAUAAACUUUCCCAGGAGACCAAGAACCUUUUUUGGAACUAAACUUACAUUUGGACUCGGAGGAACCAGAGUUAAAGUU